Molecule: messenger RNA, 1711 nt
Organism: Lotus japonicus
Lineage: Eukaryota; Viridiplantae; Streptophyta; Magnoliopsida; Fabales; Fabaceae
Product: probable sugar phosphate/phosphate translocator At3g11320
Exons: 6
Coding region: 111-1328 (405 amino acids)
Cellular component (GO): Golgi apparatus
Molecular function (GO): antiporter activity
Source: RefSeq, a predicted model, not a curated record
AUUCUUGUCUCUCUUCUUCUCAAUUCUCACCCAACAACAGUUCCAACUUUUACCUCCACUCUUCCUCUUCACUCCAACAACAAUAACAACAGCAAACACUUCCUUCUUCUAUGGCUCAAAUUGCGCUUCUUGCUCCAUCAACUGUCGUAGCUAUUACUGGCAUGGGGAAUAAGCAAUUGAGGAAACUCUCUGCUGCAAGAUACAGAGUGAAAUCGCCGCCACCAUCCUCGUCGCCACACUUUCUGAGUUGGAGGAUUGAAAAGCUUCCUUGGUUUGAUUCAUCAAAUUCAUGUGGUGGUGGUAGAAGUGCUGUGGUGAAGGUAUCUGAAGGUGGAGCCAUUUCCCUCCCUCAUGAUUGGUCACUGGAAAAGGGUUCAGGAGAUCAAGCAACUGGGUCGUCAACGAGAAUGAAGGGUUCGAGCCGUUUCUUCACGAUUGGGCUUGUUGCAGCGUGGUACUCUUCCAACAUUGGAGUGCUUCUGUUGAAUAAGUACUUGCUCAGCAACUAUGGUUUCAAGUACCCGAUCUUUCUCACCAUGUGUCACAUGACUGCGUGCUCGUUGCUCAGCUAUAUUGCCAUCGCGUGGAUGAAGGUUGUGCCUAUGCAGACCAUUCGAUCCAGGGUUCAAUUCUUCAAGAUCUCUGCGCUUAGUCUCAUUUUCUGUGUCUCUGUGGUGUUUGGGAACAUCUCGCUUCGGUAUUUGCCUGUGUCUUUCAACCAGGCUAUUGGUGCUACCACGCCUUUCUUCACUGCGGUUUUUGCUUACAUCAUGACAUUCAAGAGGGAGGCUUGGCUCACUUACCUGACCCUUGUUCCUGUUGUUACUGGGGUUGUCAUUGCAAGUGGGGGUGAACCAAGUUUCCAUUUAUUUGGAUUCAUAAUAUGUAUUGCGGCUACAGCGGCAAGGGCCCUAAAAUCAGUGCUACAAGGAAUUUUGCUUUCUUCUGAAGGAGAGAAGCUGAAUUCUAUGAACCUUCUCCUUUACAUGGCUCCAAUGGCUGUGGUUUUUCUUCUUCCUGCCACACUUAUAAUGGAAGAAAAUGUUGUUGGCAUCACCUUGGCGCUCGCCAGAGAUGAUGUCAAGAUCAUUUGGUAUCUUCUAUUUAAUUCGACACUUGCGUAUUUUGUCAACCUGACCAAUUUUCUGGUCACGAAACAUACCAGUGCUUUGACCCUUCAGGUACUAGGGAAUGCUAAAGGGGCUGUAGCAGUAGUAGUUUCAAUUCUAAUAUUUAAAAACCCAGUGUCAGUCACUGGAAUGAUGGGUUAUGCGCUCACAGUCUUUGGAGUAAUACUUUACAGUGAAGCCAAAAAGCGAAGCAAGUGAGGCUCAGAUCACAGUGAACCUGGAAUAUUUUGUUUUCGUUACUACACAGAAACCUCACGAUUCCAUGAGGCAAAUUUGUUUAGCAAGCUAGUGAUCAGAAUCUGAAGUUUUUUUUACUCUAAUAUACGAUUUUUUGUACUCCCCAAUAGUAAAAGCCUCAUUAAAUAUGUUCCUCUGGUGCCGCAAUGAUGCAGAAAUAGACCACAGUACAAAAGUUGCAAUAAGUGAUUCAUGUUCUUCUACUUUACCUUAGUUGGGAUAACUGAUUAAAAUGUAUUUCUGUCAUUAAUUCUUUGAGGAAAGGGUUGUAAAAUGGAUAACUCUUAUAUUGUUAACACUGCUUACAUUUGUUUAUUAAUGAUAAAAUUCAGAUUUUUGUCGAA